AUGGCGUUGGCGCUACAGACCGCAAGGCGCUCCAGCCGUGAUGGUCCGGACGGCGAGGCUGACGUUGCGAAGCCAGCUCUCCGCCGGCCGCGGCAUGGGUUUGGAAACAGGCAUCUCUUGUCGUUUAGGAAGAACCAGUUCUCAGAGCUGGUUGAGAGGACUGUUGAUGCACUCAAAGGCAACAUUGCCGAGGCAUCUGUGGAGGAUGUGCAGAAUGUGUUGUCGAAGAUUCGCAGGCAGUUCGAUGAGGUGCGCUGCGAAGCUGACAGGAAGGAAGCUGAGCUGGUGACAAUCCGUCAAGAAAUCCGCUUCUGGGAGUCAGAGGCCAAGCCGCCAGAGGAGCAGGAUAACUACAAUGGCUUCGUUCGCACAGCUGUUGUGAAAAAGCUUGACCAGGCGUCGACGGAAUUGGAACAAGCACUGGAGACUCAACGAGUGUAUCGACACAUGGUUGAGAGGCUGCUCCGAGAACAGCGUAUCCUGCAGCAGAAGGUGCUGCUAAUGGAGAACUACUUGGACAGAAAAACGCGUGAGGUCGAAGCCAAGCAGACCUUCAGCAGGCGCAUCAAUGAAGACAAGGUGGAGCAGAUCGUGAAGCUAGAGAUGCUGGAGCAGGACAUGCAUCUCGAGCGCAUGGUUUGCACAACCGCCAUCAGCGAUCUGUCGGCUGCGAUUGAGAGGCGUCGCCAUGAUGUCAAUCAAGGUGAAGAUUUCGAGAAUUGGCGGUACGACAUUGCUCUCGAGGCAGCAACAGAAGCCUUUGAGGCCACAGCUGGGCGGUACAGGAAGAUCUAUGCCAUUGAGAAGCUAACAGGCAAUUGCUUGCAGCGCCUCACUUUCGACCAAGCAGAGCAGAGCCAGGCGACUGAAGAUGGCUUCCAGAGGAUCCGUGAGGUGACCGGGCUAACGGAUGUGAUGGAUAUUGUGCACAAGUUUCUAAAUCGUGACGUGGAACAUGAGCAGCUCCGGAACACGGUGAGGGAAGCAGAAGCACGACUCCACCAGCUGCGGGAGGAGGAGGCCAGCCGGCCUCGUGAAGACGCACUCGUUGAUGCCAAGCCGGAGACUCGAGGUCUUGGAGUGGAGGUUACGGAGUUUGAGCAGAUGUUGGAAGACAUUCGACAAGAUCACUCGGAUGUACAAGAGCAGCUGAAGCAAAGCACGCUGCUUAUUGACAGUCUCAAACGAUGGACACAAAGACUGGGCAAGUCCCUGGCCCCGAUCCAGGAGAUGAGGGCGGUUCAGGCGGAGUCAGACCUUCCGCGCUUCUUCGGACACUUAGUGCAGGUGGUUCAUGAGUUCCUUGAGCGUGCACAUGCAGAGAUGCCCGAUGCAAGGCUUGUGAAGGUGACAAGCGAAGCCACCCAAAAGGAUUUCAAUGACCAGGGCAAGCUGCUGCAUGACAAGGAUUUCAUGCGCUCCAACUGCCGCAUUGUUGCAGCUCCGGAUCAGACCGUGAAAGAAGACAGGAGGAAGAAGGAUCCUCAGACUGGUGAGGAUGAGAGAAUGGACAUGGAGUUUGCCAAUGAGCGGGAGCGUGUCAAAAAGGAGGCGGUCGACCGAGAUUUGCGAACGCCGAAGGCCAAAGCAGUUGCCAGAGGUCGAGCUCGAAAUUGA
Symbiodinium pilosum is the source of this 1617-nucleotide messenger RNA. The record is from the annotation of a GenBank genome assembly. NCBI's taxonomy places the organism in Eukaryota, Dinophyceae, Suessiales, Symbiodiniaceae.